This is a messenger RNA of Camelina sativa (false flax), 515 nucleotides long. NCBI's taxonomy places the organism in Eukaryota, Viridiplantae, Streptophyta, Magnoliopsida, Brassicales, Brassicaceae. The record is from RefSeq and is a predicted model, not a curated record.
ACUUAUAAACCAGGGUUUGUAUUAUUACGGUAAUGCCAAUUUACAUGAGAUUGAUUCUUUCUACUUUGAUUCAUUUUCUUCGACUAAAUCAUGACAUCCAAACAAAAGAAACACCAUAUUCUUGUUGGAGAUUAGUGUCCCGAGGGAGAAGAAAAUUAUCAGAGCUAGACAAUCGUUUACGCAUAAAACUAUGUCUUCUUAAAGACGCUUGUGCUGUUUUGGGUACCAUUAACUCCGCCAUCUUGACCUUCUUCUUCGCCUUAGUGGGGACAUUGCUAGGGGCACUUACAGGAGCUUUGAUAGGCCAAGAAACUGAGAGUGGUUUCAUCAGAGGAGCAGCAAUUGGUGCCAUUUCGGGAGCUGUUUUCUCUAUUGAGGUCUUUGAAUCAUCGCUUGAUCUCUGGAAAUCCGAUGAGUCAGCUUUCGGAUGUCUUCUCGAUUUGGUGAGCCCCAAAAUCACAAACCUACCAAUAAUGACGCUCUAAUAAACUAAAAAUAAUUUGCACAGCCACGAU